CACCGCUUGCCUCUUUGUUCAAACUGAUUCUCUCCCUCAGCGUAGCUGCUGGCGAGGAGGGGGGGGACGGUGGGAGCACCUUGCUGUAUAUGUGUGUGUGUGUGUGUGUCUGUGCGUGAGUGCGUGCGUGUGUAUGUGUGUGCGCGCAUCCCCCCUCGAUCUGGUAGAUAUCAGUGUGCGAGGAUGAACGGCGCAUUGGCUGCCGCUCAGUGAAGAGAGGAUAAGGAAGGAGCGGAAAGUCCAAGACGCGGAGCGCUUGUGCACACACUCACCCUGUGUGUGCCGCUGCAAAGUGCUGUUUCACCCUGGUUUCCGUCGUUUUCCUGUUCCUGCACCCUCUGGGAGCUUUGGAGAGCACCUGCCUCUGAGGCGCAAAGCUUUCGCUCACAUUCCCGAGGAUUGCACCAUUGAGACGCGUCUCGUAUUGUCAUUAAAGGUCCAGGAUGGUGCUCACUCCAUGUGCAGCUGGGCGGCAGAUCCAUUCUGCUCUGAUGCUGCUGCUCUAUUUAGGCUUGGGUGCAGCCUCCUCCAUAGUGAACAUGCGUAGGAUCACCCAUCCUACAGUACAACAAACGCUGGCAGGCAAAGCUGUCCUCCCCUGUGUCUUCACCCUCCAGACCAGCUCCUCCAGCCAGCCUCCCCACCUCCUGUGGACUCGUAUCAGGCUACCAGCAGGAGGACAGGGCCCUCCUCUGGAGGAGAUUGUGCUUUCUGCUAAAGGUGAUGUAAUCAAGGUGAAUAAGGCUUUCAGUAGCCGCGUCAUGCUGCCAGGAUACGCUGCCAGUCCUCUGAAUGCUACCAUGGAGAUCUCCAGUCUCCGCACCAACGACUCAGGCACUUACCAAUGUCAGGUUGUCAUGGGUACGGACUAUGAGAGAGACACUGUGCCCCUGGUGGUCUCCGGAGUGGUGUUCCACUACCAGGCUCCCAGCGCCCGCUACGCCCUCUCAUUUACAGAUGCCCAGCGGGCCUGCCAGGAAAUCUCGGCUCAGAUGGCCACGCCGGCCCAGCUGUGGGCAGCGUACUAUGACGGAUUUGCCAGCUGUGCAGCCGGCUGGUUGGAUGAUCAGACUGUCCGAUAUUCUGUCCGGUUGCCAGAGCUUGGUUGCUAUGGACACAAGGAGUACUCUGCUGGAGUGAGGAAUUAUGGGAAGAGGGACCCGAAAGAGCUGUUUGAUGUGUACUGUUUUGCAAAAGAACUGGAUGGUGAGGUGUUUCACUCCUCGGUUCCAGGCAGGCUGUCUCUGUCCUCAGCCUCAGACCGCUGCGUGUCCCUUGGGGGGCAGCUGGCCACAGUGGGGCAGCUUUAUCUGGCCUGGAAGGCUGGCCUUGACAGCUGCGCCCCAGGCUGGUUGUCUGAUGGCAGCGUCCGCUACCCGGUGACCUGGCCUCGCCCGGACUGUGGAGGGAGCCAACCGGGGGUCCGCACCGUCACACCCAACAGCACUACUGACAACACCACAGCGCUAUAUGAUGCUUACUGCUACAGAGGUAAAGUGAAGGAUUCGGGUUCCAUCUCUCAGAUCUACACCUCCCUCUGGAAGCCCUGGAGCUACCUCACAGGCUUAAGUGAUGCUGACUCUGCAGGGACAGGCAAACCCGACUUGACUACACAGCAAACCACCAGUACCAGAGAGUCCUCAAAUAGCCGCGAUGUUUCACCUUCAAACUGGACAGGAUUGGUUGAUCUAGAAGAGGAGGUCUCCCUUCACAGCACCGACGUUUCCUCAGACCCCUGGUCCUCAGAGUCUUCAGGGUCAUUUGUGACCCUCCAGCUAAUCCCAGGACAGAGCUUCUUCGACUGGGGAGAGCCACUGGAGCCUGGCCCCGACUCAGAGGAGUUUCUCCGACCGCCAGUCCAACCCACUGCUGCUGAGAAGAAGGUGAUCUCCAAGAUUGUCAAGUCCAUUUGGAAGCCUUGGAACUACUUGACGGGGACUGGAGAUGAUGAAGGAACCCAGGCAUCAAGUGGACAGACAACAGAAGGGGAGACGACCACUAAAAAUACAGAUGAGGGGUCAAAUUCAUCCGAGACAUCCUCAACAGGUUUGUUUUCUUGGGGAAGUUCAUGGUUCACUGGUCCCUCGAGGGAAAACUCUACACCAGCCAGUGAAGAAUCACCCACUCGUCUGGCAUCGACUUUGGCCGCCUCCAGUAACUCUAUGACUACAGAGAGCACAAAGAGCUGGGAGAAUUCAGAGACACAUGCAUCCACCACCGCCAGCUCUGCACCAGAAAUCACCUCAUCCACUGGGGAAACCUGGGUCCGUGUUGAAACGGAGACCACAACCCAGCCAGGUGACAAGAGGGAGGAGACAGUGACCUCUAGAGCAGGUGGUAGAGGAGGUAGAGGGAGGGGGAAGAAGAACAGAGGGGAGGACAGGAGUAGAGGAGAAGACAAGGGCAGAGGAGAGGAUAAGGGGAAAGGAGAAGAGGAGGGUAGUGGAGAAAUCACCGGUGCCGAAGCAAAAGGGGAAAUUCAAGUUUCACGUCGACCCGUUGGAACAAGUAAACCAAGAGAAAGAUCCAGAGAAAGAUCUAGAGAGAGGGGUCACAGAAAGGGACAGUCCACCACUACCAUGACUACCACAACCAUUGUUAGUCCCCUGGAGCUCACAGCGAUGACCACAACCGGGUCAGAAAGCGCUGACUUAUCCACGUCUGGAUCCCUGUCCACCUCACCAGUAGAAACCCCAUUGCCAUCAACCUCACCAGAUCCAUAUCAGUCCCUCUCCUCAUCACCAUCACCAUCACCAUCGCCAUCCAUCACAAUGUCCUCCUCCCCAUCUCAAGCCACUUCGCCAUCCAAUUCCCAAACCUCGUCCCUCUCACCCUCACCAUCACCACAACCUUCCCAUUCUCCAUCUCAAACCGUUGGAUCAGGAGACCUGGCUUCAUCUCCUCACUCAGACAACCAGGACAGCUCCACCAACCCCUCAACAUCGCUUAACUGGGUCCCAGUGGAGAAAGCAGUUCUUAACAGCUCUCUGGAUUAUCCUCCAUUACUGCCGGGACCCCCAGAUGAGGAGGAGCCUGCUUGGUCUCAUGCUGUCGGCUCAGGGGCCCUGUUACCUGGCAACAUGGAGGAGGAAAGCAACAGAGGAGGAGUCAACAUCAGUAGCAUAACUCUCAGCCCAAAAGUCGAGGUGGAGCCCUGCGUGACAAACCCAUGUCUGCAUGGAGGAAAAUGCCUUCCUCAGGGAACGGGCUACAGCUGCUACUGCCCACAAGGAUACGCCGGGGAGAACUGUGAGAUUGACGUAGAUGACUGCCAGUCAGAGCCAUGUGAAAAUGGAGGUACUUGCAUCGACAAGAUUGAUUCGUUCCUCUGCCUUUGCCUGCCCAGCUAUGGAGGAGACACGUGCGAGAAAGACAUAGAAGGCUGCGAGCAUGGUUGGAGGAAGUUCCAUGGCCACUGCUACAGGUACUUCACUCACAGACACACCUGGGAGGAUGCAGAGAAAGACUGCAGAGAGCACAGUGCCCACCUCAGUAGCGUCAUCUCUGCUACCGAGCAGGAGUUUAUCAAUGGUCUGGGUCAUGACAACGCCUGGAUUGGUUUGAAUGACCGCACAGUGGAGGAGGACUUUCAGUGGACUGACAGCAACGAUCUGGUAUACGAGAACUGGAGGGAGAGCCAGCCGGACAACUUCUUUGCAGGUGGGGAGGACUGUGUGGUGACCAUUGCCCAUGAGGACGGCAAGUGGAACGACGUGCCCUGCAACUACAACCUGCCCUACAUCUGCAAGAAAGGCACAGUGUUGUGCGGGACCCCGCCCGCAGUGGAGAACGCCCAUUUGAUAGGUCGACGGAGGUCACACUAUGACAUCCAUGCAGUGGUCCGCUACCAGUGCGCCGAAGGCUUCUUCCAGCGUCACAUCCCCACUGCUCGCUGCCGGGCCGAUGGGAGCUGGGAGAGACCCAGGAUCAUCUGCACAAAGUCCCGGCGAUCACACCGGUACAGACGCCACCACCACAAUCAGCACCACGAACGUCGCAGCCACAGGAGACAUGGAGGAGAGGGGCACAAGGCCAGAGAGGACGCACACAGCUUCUACUGAACCAAAUAAUACAACAUCUACAAGGCUAGGUGCUAACCAUGGCCCAUAAAGACAGACAGUAGUUCAUACCACCCCCUGUUUCCUUUCCCUGCUUCUAACCAUGCUGUGUUUAGCUUUACUCCUCCUGAUGAAUAGGGUUUUCUUACUCUGACAUACAGUUUAUCUCCAUGACCCCUGUCCCCGAGUUUGGGUGUUUUGAUGCUUCUUUUUUGUUUUCACCCUGCUUCCUUUAACCAAGGUCCAUGCGAACACUAACUAUAACACUAACUGUUGAUAACGCCCCCCUUUCCCUAACAUCUCAGUACAGUAAAUCCUUCUCCUGUCUAUGAACUAAACCCAUCUCUCAGUCUGUUAGACUGGCAGCAGUGUGUGAGCGUGUGUGAGUGUAUGCAUGUCAGAGAGAAACUUAGAAAAGUGCUGUGUCACUUUUUUCUGUAAAGGUUUGCUUGUUCUACAUGAAAAAUGACUCACUCUAGUAUUCUGUUUACAAAGCACAGAUGUAAUUGAUGCAAGAUAGCAUACAGUAACCUUAACCCUGAGCUUUUUGUAUGUGUACUGUAGAUGUUACUUUUUCCAUAGAGCACCCGAAUAGCUGGUCUGUUUUAUUCUAUUGACAUGCUUUUUUCUAAUAUUUGCUAUGCUUUGGUGUUAUGUUACUAUUUAUUAUGAAUCAUUUGCUAGUGAGUAUGCUUUUUUUUAACUUAUACUUCAGAGAGCCGAUGUAACAUAAUUUUCUAUACCAGUAUAUAAGUCCAACACUCAACAAUAAACUAAAUUAAUCAUUUGAUUGCCUCUAAUCUCUGUAUUGUAAAUAUUGUGGUGUUUGUUAUUGGCUGAUCCUUGAUCAAUAGCUGGACUUUGUCCAAUCAAAUAGACCCCCCCCCCUCCCCAUCCCCC
Messenger RNA from Morone saxatilis (striped sea-bass), 4958 nucleotides. RefSeq names its product neurocan core protein-like. The record is from RefSeq and is a predicted model, not a curated record. Gene Ontology annotation, molecular function: hyaluronic acid binding; calcium ion binding. NCBI's taxonomy places the organism in Eukaryota, Metazoa, Chordata, Actinopteri, Moronidae. Gene Ontology annotation, biological process: cell adhesion. The transcript has 20 exons. Bases 444 to 4061 code for a protein of 1205 amino acids.